Brassica oleracea var. oleracea is the source of this 1889-nucleotide messenger RNA. RefSeq lists its product as uncharacterized. Lineage: Eukaryota; Viridiplantae; Streptophyta; Magnoliopsida; Brassicales; Brassicaceae. The record is from RefSeq and is a predicted model, not a curated record.
UUGGGUGGUCGCCAAUUUUCAGAAACGUCUAUCAAACCCAAAGCAGAAAAGAAAUGGGAGAUUUCAAGUAUCUACCAAUUGAUGGAUACAAAAAAAGAUGUCCAUUGUCUCAUCCGACUCAUCCUCACUUUCUUUCCUCUCUAGCCAACCAAAACCCUAAAUCCAGCUGCUUCGUAUGCGGGAAACAAAAACACUACACCGAUCCAGGUUUCCAUUACCAUUGCACCAUCUGCCAUGUGGAUUUCCACAGUUACUGUUUCACCUUGCCUAGAAAAAUAACACAUCCUUUUCACCUCCAACACCCUCUCUUUAUCACCUUUGGAAAGCAUGAAAACAUCUUCGACGGCAGCAAUAUUAUAACGGAUGAAAUAGGCUCCGGAGAUGCCACUCUCAACUCUAUCUUCAGCACAUUGGAUCCUGGUAAGUCUGCAUGGGGUAGUAUAUACGAUAAUUGCACUUGGUGUGGGCAUUAUAUACCAUCAUCAUCACCACAUCCAAGCAGCACAGUUUUCUAUCGAUGUUCUAUUUGUAACUUCUGCUUGGAUACCUCUUGUGCGCAAAACAACCCACCUCUUACUAUUGAAAACCCAAAAGGCCAUCAUCAUUCACUCGUCUUCUUCCCUCGACCACUUUUACUUCCUUGUGAUGCUUGUGGGUUGGUCGAUAGAUCAGGACCAAGUUAUGCUUGUUUCCAAUGUAAUUAUAUGGUCCAUCAACUUUGUGUUGAUUUACCACGUGUCAUAAAGAUCACACGUCAUCCUCAUCGUCUAUCUUAUUCUCCAUACCUUCUUCCACCCCCAAAUUCAUUAUGUCGGAUCUGCUACAAGACAGUCGACAUUAAAUAUGGUCAGUAUUCUUGUAAAGACGAGGAUUGCUCUUACAUACUCCAUUCUAAGUGUGCAACACAUGUGAUGGUAUGGGACGGGAAGGAACUCGAAUGGGAACCUGAAGAAGUUGUAACUGAAGAUAUUGCUCCAUUCAAAAAUGUAGGUGUCGGUUUGAUAAAACAUUUUGGUCAUGAACAUCAUUUAAAGCUCGAGAAGUAUGAUAGUAUACGAGAUGCAAAGAAGCAAUGUCAAGCGUGCGUCCUUCCUAUCGUCUUGCAUGAUUUCUACAAUUGUAUACAAUGUGAUUAUUUUCUCCACAUAGUGUGUGCUGGUCUACCAAGGAAACUGGAUCAUGCAUUGCAUAAUCAUUCUAUUUUCCUCGACCCAUUUCCUCCACCCAACGAUAGUGACUUUAACCACCUACAAUGUUCAGCUUGUUCUCGAACAUCCAGUGGUUUCAAGUACAAGUGCUACGAAAAGGAUUGCAAGAUUCAUUGGUUUAAGAUAGAUGUGACCUGCUGUCUAGUUCCUGAGUACAGCACCCAAAAAUUCCAUGAACAUCCCAUAUUCAUCGCCCCAUACAAUUACGACCAUGAAAUAUAUCCUUGCAAGUGCAAUGGUUGUAAGAGACAUCUUACGAAGACUCGUCUACAGUGUACUCUCUGCGAAUUUUCUAUUUGCUAUGAAUGCGCUACCAUCCCCGAAGAGUUGCACUAUAAACACGAUGAACAUCCUCUCACUCUUUGCUAUGGAGAAGACACGGAUGGAAAGUAUUGGUGCGAAGAAUGUGAGAAGCAAGUGAAUCCGUCGGAAUGGUUCUACACGUGCAACAAAUGUUGCAUCACUAUCCAUAGGACUUGCCUAUUCGGAUUCUACGUUUAUCUGAAGCCUGGUCACACAUUAAAAUAUAAUCGUGCUACCACGGUGGAAGUUCUUGGCAAUAGUAUUAGUACUCGACCUAUUUGCAGUCGGUGUGAGGAACGUUGUCGUGGCUUCAUUUAUUUCAAAGUCGACUUGAAGACUCUUUGUUCUUCGUGUGUUUUUGCACCCCCUAAAAGAUAA